Molecule: messenger RNA, 858 nt
Organism: Centruroides sculpturatus (bark scorpion)
Lineage: Eukaryota; Metazoa; Arthropoda; Arachnida; Scorpiones; Buthidae
Gene: Adi1
Product: 1,2-dihydroxy-3-keto-5-methylthiopentene dioxygenase-like
Exons: 4
Coding region: 98-646 (182 amino acids)
Molecular function (GO): acireductone dioxygenase [iron(II)-requiring] activity
Source: RefSeq, a predicted model, not a curated record
GUUUUUUUUACAUGUGUUUUCGGGCAUGUGUACACUCGUCCCUUUAAUCUUAGUUUAAUCAGAAGAUUAAAGUUAAAUGUAAAAUAACUGCUUCGUGAUGGUUGAAGCUUGGUAUAUGGAUGAUUCUGAUGCCGAUCAAAGGCACGAACAUCAUUUGAAUCCUAAAAAAUAUGUUAAUUUAGAAGAAUUAAAAUCUAAAACUGGAGUUUUAUAUUGGCCAAUAAAUGUGGAUAAUAUAGAAAAAGAAGGUAAAUUAGCUGAAAUCAAGAAGGACAGAGGUUAUAAUUAUGAAGAUAUGUUGAUAUGUUCCAAAGAAAAGUUGCCUGAUUAUGAAAACAAGUUAAAAAUAUUUUAUAAUGAGCAUCUUCAUGCUGACGAGGAAAUUAGAUUAGUAUUGGAAGGAAGUGGGUACUUUGAUGUACGAGACAAUGAAGAUAAGUGGAUUCGGAUCAAGGUAACAAAGGGAGAUUUGUUAGUGCUUCCAGCAGGAAUUUAUCAUCGAUUUACUUUGGAUUUUGAUAACUACAUUAAAGUCAACAGAUUAUUCUGUGGUGAACCAGUCUGGACUGCAGUUCCAAGACCAGCCGAAGAACAUCCUGCUAGAGAGAAGUAUUUGAAAGCUUUGCAUUGUGAAAUGGCAAAAUAAACUUAAUUAAGAUACAUUUACUGAAAUAUGCUCCAGUGUAUUCAUAUAUAAACAGUAAAUUUCUAAUAUUUUUAUAUUAAGUUGAACAGAAUAAUCUAGACAAUUCUGAUGAUUUUAUAAAAAUAUUUUUAUUUGUAUUUUUCUAAACAUAAAUACUGUAUUAUUGUUAAGAAAUUAUAUCUGCUAUAUAUGGAAUGUUUUAAUAAAAGAAA